UUUCGCGUUGAAGUCCCGAACGAAGAUGAAGUCGUCGAUCGUCGUGCUACUGCUGAGUGUUGCUCUGGCCAGUGCCAUUUCCGGAAGACGAAAAAUCCAGUGUCGUCUGUUUCAAACGGGUGCAGAAUCCACCGUGGCUACGACCGCCCCGCCGCCGACAAUUGUACAAACCGUCCUGAACAACACCGAGUUCGAAACGAUAAUGAUGAAGCUGGACGCCCUGGACCUGCGAGUGGUCAAGGCAGAGCAUACGCUCUUGAGCACAGUGCAGUCGGUCGCAUCCGAUAUUGACAAUCUGGGUCAGAUAAUGGAGAAGUUGGCCUGGGUGACGAGUCAAACUGAGCUGUCCAGUGCCUUCGUAGAACAUCACGUGAAAGUGAUCCAAUUUAAUUUGACGGGCUUGCAGGGGGAUGUGCACGAUUUGCUGAGCAUUCAGCAGCGUCUGCCUACGAGGUCCUUCAUCGAGAACUCACUGGUCAAUCUGAAAUUCCAUCAACAGGAACCACCAUCUGAAGGAUCCGGUGAAAGUCCGGAGAAAAUAACGAAGAUGCUUGAGAACGUGUUGAUGGAUGAUCAUAUGUUUGAAUAUUGUGAUCAAUUGCCGGGAAGUAAAGACUCUGGAGUGUACAUGAUUUUACCGGAUGCAGAUUUUCGUGAACCAAUGAAAGUUUUCUGCAAUCAGACUUAUUCGGAUGGUGGUUGGACAGUGAUUCAACGGCGCUUCAACGGGACAGUCAACUUCUACAGAGAUUACAACGAGUAUGUGCGAGGAUUCGGGAAGCUGGAUGGAGGCGAGUUUUGGCUCGGAUUGGACAGAAUUAACCGGUUGACAUACUCAGCUCCGCAUGAGAUGGUCGUCGUUCUGGAGGACUGGGAAGGGGAGAGUCGGUUUGCGAAGUAUGAGAACUUCGAGGUUGCCGGAGAAUUUGAGCAAUAUAAGGUGACAAAAUUAGAUGGCUACAAGGGUGAUGCAGGGGAUUCGAUGAACUUCACGCUGAAUGCCAAGUUCACAACAUUCGAUCGAGAUCAUGACACAAACGAGAAGAAAAACUGUGCGAUUAAGUACCAUGGUGCGUGGUGGUACAAGUCUUGUCAUUCAAGCAGUAACUUGAACGGAAAAUAUUUACGAGGCAACACGACCGAGUUUGGAGCCGGAAUGAAUUGGGAUACGUUUCAUGGCAUGAAAUAUGCUUUGAAAUCGUCAACUAUUAUGAUUCGCCGACGGUUGGAUCUGAUUCCGGCAGGGACCUUUAAGGAAAUCUAUCUCUUCGAAGACAGGACUCGCCCAGAAAUUUCACAAGAUGGAUACAUUGAAGCAACGAAUAGUCUUACAAAUAUCGAGGAUAUUUCUGUACCUAUCAAAUAAAAAAAAAAUGGUUCUUUAACUGAUA
Messenger RNA from Armigeres subalbatus, 1391 nucleotides. Its product is annotated as ficolin-1-B-like. The transcript is spliced from 2 exons. The coding region runs from base 26 to 1366 and encodes 446 amino acids. Lineage: Eukaryota; Metazoa; Arthropoda; Insecta; Diptera; Culicidae. The record is from RefSeq and is a predicted model, not a curated record.